Messenger RNA from Paramuricea clavata, 13522 nucleotides. Lineage: Eukaryota; Metazoa; Cnidaria; Anthozoa; Malacalcyonacea; Plexauridae. The record is from the annotation of a GenBank genome assembly.
AUAAUGUAUCAUUUUACACAUUUUCGAUCGAUAUCAUCCCGUGUUAAUACUCCAUCGAAAAUGUUGCGUUUUGCGCCAAUUUUUCUUCUCUCUUUAAACGCUUUCUUCUUGGUUAAGUGUACAGGUAAGUCCGUUUGGUAUCUACAAUUCUGAUUCCCUAAAUUUCGCCAUUUGAAACCACGAAAUGGUAAUGUUUUGGUCCACAACAUUUUUACAGGCGAUCAGAAUGGAUUGAAACUGUGGGGCUUAACAGUCGCUACUGAUGAAACCGAUGGAUUUAAGCGCUUCAUGCGGUCUGCUGAUAUCUAUAAUAUCAAAAUCAAGGUAGGCUAUUUAAUAUUUUUUUAAAUUUCCUCAGAAUCAAACAUCAAAUGAGCAAUCGACUUGAAUGCAUUGGCAUGCAAACAAAGGCUCUUUGUCGAUAUUACGAUAUAUAUUACAUUCCCAUAGAAAAUCUGAAUUGUCAGAAAGAAUGUAUCAAUGUAUGUUUUUAAGGGUUUCCAAUUAAUUUGAAUAAAAGAGUUUCUAAUAAAUUUUCUGAACUGUCAAACUUAAGUUAUUGUAUAAUUUGCUCGCCCUAGACAAAGCUUGUUGUGAACAGACUAUUGUGUGUAAAUACAGUGAUAAAACAUUUAAUAAUAUUUAUAUAGGAAACACGCUAGACUAACAUCCAGACAGAUUCGAUUCUUUCGCUUUUCAAUAUUAAAUUUUAAUAGAAGUUAAUUAAUUUACAAGCAAACACUAUAUAAAUUAAAUUUUAAUACUAUUAAAUUUUUGGCUAAAUCAAAAGCAUUUAUUUUUUAUCGUUCAGUAUAUAAAUUAUCGAUAAUGUAAUAUCUUUAAAGAGCCUUGGGUAGUAUUCUAAGUUUCCAAGAUAUUGCCAAUUAAUGUUACUAACGAGUAAAAUCGUAGUGCAAUAUUAAAUAUUGAGUAAUAUUAAAUAUAGUGCAUAUUCUAGGUUAACGAUUAAUGAGUUAAACUGCCAGUAUUACUUUCUGACCUGAUGCAUCCAGUGGUGUAGCCAGCCCAAUAAUCUAGUCCCACCAUGCAAAUAAUGCCAUGCUUAUAAAUUAUCAAUACAAUAAAUUCUAAAGAAAUGAAUACUGUAAUGAUAACGAGUUGAAAUUUGCAUAGUGGGACUAAAUUGUUGGGGCUGGCGACGCCACUGGAUGUAUCUACAAUAAUACCAUUCUGCAACUGGUUAGAACUGAUCUCUAUAUAUAAUAUAUGUUUUAUCGCCAUGCAAACGUACAAAGAACUGAUUUCUAUAUGUUCUUCAAAGGUUGCUGGAAUGCACGAGGAAUGGAAAGGUGGCAAUAUGGAACUAUAUCCAGGGGGAGGUCACAAGCUGAACUUGCUGCGUAAGGAGAUUGAAUUCUUGAAAAAUGAGACUGAUCUGGUUGUUAUGUUCACUGACAGGUAUUGAAUACACCCUUUCAAUCAAUCAGACAGUUAGUUCAUCACCCAGGCAGUCAAUUAAUUGGUCAGACAGUCUAUUAAUCAACGAGGCAGUCAUUUAAUCAGUCAGACAAUCAAUUAAUCAAUCAGGCAGUCGUUUAAUCAGUCAGACAGUCAAUUAAUCAAUCAGACAGUUAGUUCAUCAUCCAGGCAGUUAACCAGGCAAUCUUUUAAUUGGUCAGACAGCCUAUUAAUCAAUGAGGCAGUCAUUUAAUCAGUCAGACAAUCGAUUAAUCAAUCAGGCAGUUGUUUAGUCAGUCAGACAGUCAAUUAAUCAAUCAGGCAGUCAAUUAUCAAUCAAGCAGUCAAGUAGUCAGGUAGUGAAUUAAUUAAUUAGGCAGUCAAUUAUUCAGGCAGUCAAUCAAUCGGGCAGUUAAUCAAUAAAGCAGUCAAUUAAUCAAUCAAAAAGUUAAUUAAUUAGUAAGACAGUAAGACAGGCAAUUAAGCAAUCAAGCAGUGAAUUAAUCAAUUAGAAAGUUAAUUAAUCAGUCAGACAGGUAAUUCAUCAACCAGGCAGUCAAUUAAUUAAUCAGGCAGCCAAUUAAUUAAUCAGGCAGGACUUCAGUUCAUCAAUCAGACUGUUAAUUAAUCAGUCAGACAGUUAAUUAAUCAAUCAAUCAGGCAGUUAAUUAAUUAAUCAGGCAGUCAGUUCAUCAAUCAGAUAGUCAAUUAAUCAGUCAGGCAGUUAAUUAAUCAAGCAGGCAAUUAGUCAGUUAAGCAGUUAGUUAAUUAAUCAUGUAAUCAAUCAGGUAGUCAAUUGAUCAGGCAGGUAAUUAAUCAGUCAGUUAAUUAAUCAGUCAGUUGGUUAACAGACAGUUGGUCAUGAGGCAGUUUAAUUAAUAGACUACUUUUAUUAGACAAGCUACUGUACAUGUAUUUGUCAAUCAGCCAGACAUUCAAACAUGCACAUAAUGAACCUACAGUAUUACCUAAUGAAUAAAAUUUUGAUCUAGACAAAUCUAGACAAAAAAUUCAUCACAGCUUGAAAGAGCAUCACAAAAUUAGUAAUAUUCCGAAGUUUCGUUGCGAAAUGUUGUAAAAUGAAAAAGGUAUCAAUUUUGCAUGCGUAAUACAAAAUGACUGAAAAACAGCAAACUUCACAGGGCUAUAUUAUCCGCAUUGUGUUUCUUCCAAUUAGCUAUGAUGUGAUAUUUGCUGCUGGGGCUGAUGAAAUUUUAAAAAGGUUUCUGGCAUUCAAAGCUAAGGUGGUCAUUUCAGCAGAAGGAUUUCUUUGGCCUGACAAGACCUUGCUGGUAAUGAUUUAUAUUUGAAAAAAUCUUGUUGUUGCCAAUUUUCUGAUAAAUUAUUUCUAGUUAAUUGUAUUAAGUCCUCUCCCUCUCUCUCUAAUAUACCAUUCAUAUACCCCAUCCUUGAACAUAACUGCUGUCUAAUCAAUACUCCCUUUCUAAUCAAGAGUAAAUCCAUUUACCGAGUCAAAUCCGAGUCCGAAUCAGUCCCGAGCCCGAGUCAAAUGCCCGAGUCGCGUAAAAAAAGACGAAAAUGAAGAAAAUUUACAGUCGAAUAGGGUUGGAGUAGGUUUAGGGUUAGGGUACUAAGUCAUUUUACCGACAAAGGCAGUUAAACAGUGACUUGGACAUUUGACUUGAACUCGGAUUUGAGUCGGUGAUCAGUAACCAACAAACUCCCAAAUUUAAUAAAAUUCACAGUUGAAUAGGUUUAGGGUAAGUUAGGAAUGGGAUUAUGAACAAAAAAACAUCAAUGGACAUACCAAAUAAUAUGAUAAAAUUGGCUUCUCAUAUAAUAUCACCAAUAUUCACAUUAAUGAAUCUAUUAGAACAGGUAUUGUUCCUAAUAUUUUGAAAAUCUCUCAAAUAAUACCCAUUUAUAAAAGUGGAGAUGUCGCUGAUCCUUUUAAUUAUAGACCUAUUUCGAUCUUAUCAUCAUUUGCCAAAGUGUUGGAACGUUUAGUAUAUAAUCAGCUGGAGUCGUACUUAGAAAAAAUAAUAUACUUUAUAAAUAUCAAUUACACUGGCUUCAGAAAAGGUCAUUCUACAGAACAAGCAAUACUAGAAUUAACUGAUAACUUAAAAAAAUCUAUUGAUAACAAAAAAAUUAAUUGUGGAUUAUUUUUAGACUUCUCAAAAGCAUUUGACCUCGCAUUUGACACAGUUAAUCACGAAAUCCUUUUGACUAAAUUAAGUAGAUAUGGUAUACCCCAGCUCUAUUAGAUAGAUAUAUGCCUUUGUAAUCAGUCCCCCUCCUUCCUCUCGUUCAAUUCUCCAUCUCUAGUAAAUAUCCUCCUUAAUAAGACGUUCUCUCUCUAAUAAAUCUGAUAAAACAUUUUCCAGAAUAAAUAUCCUGAAGUAAAGGAAGGAAAGCGGUUUCUAUGCUCAGGAGGUUAGUGAUGCAUUAAUUUAGCGCUAAAAAAAUCCAUUAUUCAUUUAAUUAAGAUUACUAAAUCCGCAUUAAUUACUAUAGAUGUUGCAUUAAUUUAUGUACAGUAUGUCGCGGUAAUUUAGUGCAUUGUUAAUUUCCUGUAAUAAGCAGCCUUUAUUUACCCUUGAUUUACCAUAUGCAUCUAUUUCAUUAUCAGGCAUAAUCGGCUACGCGCAAGAAGUGUACAAACUGAUGACACAUCAUAAAAUUACAGACACGGCUGACGACCAGUUAUAUUACACCAAGCUUUAUCUUGACCAAAAGUUAAGAGUAAGGAGAAUCACCUUCAUUUCAGUUUGUUUAUGAUAUCCAAUGUAUAUACUGUAGUAGAUAAUGACAACAGUAGCAACAAAGACAAGUACGUGCAAAGACAACAGUAAGACCAACAAACAGCAACAGUAAGACAAACAAACAGCGACAAUAAAAACAAUGAUGCAACAAUAUCGCAAUAUUUGUACUACCAAAACGACAACAUCGGUAACGAUCACAACAACUGCAACAAUUCAUUACGACCGCAACGACAACAGCAACAACAACGACAGUAGCAAUUAACAACAGCUACGACAACAACAGCAACGAAGACGCAACUAAUGCCUUCAACCAGUUUUCAUGUAAAAUUUCAGACUGAGCUACAAAUGAAAUUGGAUCAUAAAAGUGAACUAUUUCAGAAUCUUAAUGGAGCCACAGGUACGCAUGAACACAAGUGAGAUCAAAACAAUUUAGUGACGUUUAGAUUUCCUCAUUUAGAUUGAAUUUGCUAAAUAUAACGUCCUCUCGCUAACUAUGUGUACUUUAUUGUUUCUUAUUCAAUCGCGCAUCUGUUUUCGUAGGCGAGUCUCAACUUGUGGCUGAUGAAAAUAAUGUAUGGUUUGAAAACACGCUUUAUAACACCAAACCUGUAAUUAUUCAUGGCAAUGGUCCGUCAAAGGUAAAAGAUCUACUGUUUGUGGAAAUACUGCAAAUCCUCUAUAGACAAUAGCCGUUUCCUAAACCAUUUUAGCAUCACGAUGCAUUCAUUUGGUGGUUUAUUUUAUAUGGCAUUCGCUCAACCUGGUUUAAACAUCGCGAUCCAUUGGAAAGUUUAAUUUUUGGUGAAGAAUAAAUGUGCGUAAUUUAUGUAUAAAAACAGACCAACUUCUACGUGCUUUUCUUUUUCAGUUAUUUUUGAAUUACGUUGGAAAUUACAUUCCUAAGGGAUGGAAUCCAAAGGAUGGCUGUUUAAGUUGUUCAGAAAAUACGUUCAGCAUGGACGACUAUCAGGUACUCUUAAGCCCUGGUCAAACGAGAAUUGAGAAGGGAGAGUUCGCACUAAAGUUUUCUCAACUCUCAUGCAAACCGUACGUCCAUAUAUUGGACGAUAUUUUAGCAGGCUUAUACCCGUGGUUUAACGCUUAUCAUGAUACAGUAGCUAAAAUACAGUAGCGUUUACUGCAUAUAUUUUCUUUGGCUGUACAGUUUCCUUAUACAGUUAUACUGCAAUUGUUAAAAUUUUCCGUCUGCAUUUAUUUUGUAGUCCGAAGAUUACCCAACCGUUCUGGCAGCCGUUUUCGUGGAAACACCUACGCCGUUUUUCUCAGAAUUUCUUGAACGACUGGUGGCUAUGGAAUAUCCAAAGAGCAGAAUUGAUAUGUUUAUACAUAAUGUGGUAUGGAAAUCGCUCUCGUAAAUUUUUGCAGCGCUGUCCAACAGUCCAACGUCGUUCUAGUGUCGUAUCGAAAUGUGUUCGGCCCAUGGGGCGACGUUUGAUAAAAGACGCAAAUUAAGAUAGUUUAGUAUCUUUUCUUUUAAAAUGUUGUUGUCGUUUGUCUUAUAACGUGACGAUUAACAAUUAAAAACUCUUUUCUUAUAGGAACCGUAUCACGAGAAGCAAAUCCAACAAUUUAUCGCCACCCACGGAGACUCUUACAAUUCUGUAAAAUAUGUCGCACCUGCGGACUAUUUUAGUGAAACCAAGGCCAGAAAUUAUGCUGUGUGAGUAGAAACGCUUACACAUACAUUGUUUUUACUGGAAAGUUCCAUCGUUCUGCAACAAGUUGUGGGUGACAACCCUGUGGGCCUGUAGCAACUUGAUGAAACGACAGCAUUGUUACAACUAAGCUUGUUGCGAACACAACUCGCUGACAACGUUACUUACACGAACUCAAACUUUGCCAUCACUCAGAAUUUUGUUAUUGUCAUUUUCCAACAGGGAAUACUGUCUUUCCAAGCAUUGUCAAUAUCUCUUCGUUAUCGACUCCCCUGCUGUGUUCACUGAACCGAAAACAUUGAAAAUCCUCAUGGAACAAAACAGGUAAGGUUUGAAUUAUUAAACUGUAGAAACCACUAACCAUUACAAAAUCACUGUAACUCGAAAAUGAUUUUCUUGCAGAUCUAUAAUCGCUCCGAAGCUUACGAAAUACGGCAAGUUGUGGUCAAAUUUCUGGGGCGACAUUGGAAGUGAUGGAUUCUAUGCUCGAUCAAGAGACUACGUCGAAAUUGUUAAUCGUGUGAAGAAGUAAGAACUGUCAAACUGAUCGACCACGCAAGGCGGUUAGCUCGGCAAGUUUCUCUCGUGCGCGACAGGGUUUAGAAAUCUAACUUCUCCCCCCCCCCCUCCAACAGACGAUGACCACGCCACUGAAAAGAAAAAGAGGAUCCUCUCCACCAUUUCUGAGAUGCUUCCACAGCCUUUAGACAACAUUAUAACCCAAACAAAAUCGUCCUACUCUCACUUCGUUCCGGGCUUUACUGUUACUAUCUGUACUUAACUAAUCUUCCGCUAUGGUAUUGUUGUAGGGGUGUGUGGAACGUUCCAUUCCUUUCGACAACCUAUCUCGCACAUCAUAGCGCUUUGAGACAAGUCAAAAACCCAUACAGUAGCACGAUGUUUGAACCUGACAUGGCUUUCUGUGCGUCGAUCAGGAGAAAGGUAAAUGAGCCACAGCAGCGCUUUAAUACUUUGAGUUUUGAUAAACAGUUCUCAAGAAGUAUUGAUGAGAUUAAAACAGUAUUUUAAACGGAUCAUCUGUUAAAACGCAUCACUCGUCAUCUUACUUUGCAGACCAUUCUCGUACCCGGAGACCUUCUUACGCGCGGUGCGACGAGGAGCUCUGGCCAAAUCCAAAACCGGAUACCAUAAAAACAUGGUAAAAGAAUAUAUCCGGUAUUAGAACAAUAACCUUCGUUGUAGCCAAUCAUAUGGCAGUUUGAUAUGGAUUUGGCCAGAGCCCUUCGUUGUACCGCGCGUAAGAAGGGCUCUGGGUACGAGAAUGUUUGCAGACGAACUAGUACUAUUUGAAAACUGGCAAUACUCACGUAACUUAGGCUUGUCGCACACUUGCCAACAAGUUGCGACACAAUGUUGUUAGUAUGUUGUUACAAGAUUGUCACUCACAAACGAAAUAUACACAAACGACAUAUCUUCUCUCUGCCCGUAUUCUAAAAGCUCACUAACAUUCACACUCAAUGAGUGGAAGUUCAAUCUGAGAGCUUCUCUCGAGUGUCAUUGCUGUUUUUGAAUAGCUGGAGGGUUAGUGUUGUACCCUAAUAUGUGACUUCUCUCACCCUCCAGCUAUUCAAAAACAGCAAUGACACUCAAGGGAAGCUCAGAUUGAACCUCCACUCAUUGAGUGUGAGUGAGCUUUUAGAAUACGGGCGUUAGUGUUUAGAAUCAGUUUCCUCAAACAUUUCUUACAAGUCCUUCAAAACUUAGAAUUUACCCAUGAAACCAAUUUGAAUAACAGUAAACUGUAGAACUGUCCAUUUUAAUAAUGGUCUUUUAGAGUAGCAUCUUAUCUCUUGUUCACCAAACCUCAGUUGAUUUUAUGUAAUUUGUAAUAUUGGUGUAAUAUAUCUACAGUAAUUGGACCUUACGUAAUGUAAACAUAAUUCAGCCUAUGGCUGCAAGGUUUAUCAAUUAAAAACAUCUAUCAUCUAUCUAUCUGAACCAGCCUUAACUUUAACAUUGCGCAUGUGUUUUUGUUCAGGGUAUAUUUAUGUACGUUGACAACUUGGUUUCAUUCGGUCGAUUGUUGGACACGUCGAUCUUUACAACGACAAGGAAGCAUGGGGACAUGUAUGAAAUGAUGAAUAACGUUCUGGUAAGAUUCUGUUGUAUGUACUACUUUGUCUUUUUUAUUGAAGAAACUUGCAGAUAGGAUAGCUGUGUCCAUUCUCCAUGGACAUACACUGUAGCCACUGACCAGAAACAGAAUAGUUUAUACAAUAGAUUUAAUAUAUAUCGUUGUUGUCUAGGAUUGGGAAAAGAAAUAUCUUCAUCCUGCCUGGCAUGAAUUGCGAACACCUGAAUGGAAAAUGGAAGAGGUAGAUUAAAUAUUUAGUGUUCUCUUUGCUAUUUUUCGUGUGUGUUUUGAUGUUAUGUACUCAGGUGAAUAUAAUGUUUUUGAUGUUACUCUGAGUGUAUAUCCACACUGGGCAUGAGGCUGAAAAGUUAGCCUGACUGACCAUGGUGGGAAUCGAACCCGCGACCUUUGGGAUACUAGUCCAAUGCUCUGCCAACUGAGCUACGAGGCCAAGUCUGUUCGAGUUUGUGGUAUUUCGGAGCUGACCACGGUGGGAAUCGAACCCGCGACCUUUGGGAUACUAGUUAAACAGAACUUCAAAUUUUAUUCUCUCUGAUAAACAGAACUUCAACGUAUCUUCUAUUAACGUCCCGACAUGUUCGCUUGAAACGCCGAGCUAGGUUCAACAUUCUAUCUCAAACUCAUUAAUAAUUCAUACAUAAAUUGACCAUUUGCGUAAUAGACUAAAUUUUGAUCUCAACAAAAAUUUCAUUCUAGCUUGAAAGAGCAUCACAAAAUUAGUAAUAUUCCAAAGUUUCGUUGCAAAAUGUUGUAAAAUGCGGAAAAUAUAGCCUUGCGAAAUUUGCAAUUUUCAGUCAUUUUAGAUUACAAACCGGAAAUUGACAGCCUCGAAGGGUUUGAGGCUGUCAAUUUCCCGUUUGUAAUCUAAAAUGACUGAAAAUUGCAAAUUUCGCAAGGCUAUAUUUUCCGCAUUUUACAACAUUUUGCAACGAAACUUUGGAAUAUUACUAAUUUUGUGAUGCUCCUUCAAGCUGUGAUGAAAUUUUUGUCUAGACUUGUUUAGUUCAAAAUUUAGUCUAUUACGCAAAUGGUCAAUUAGCCAACCAUAUUGCUUUAUUUUGCUCACAUGAUAAUACUUGAUACCUGGUGAAGUAUAUUGAUCCAGUUCUAGGACUGGAUCAAAAUUAAUUCAGUUCUUGGACUAGAUCGAAAUUAAUUCACCUCACUUCAAGUAGUGAUUUAUUCGUACGAGAUGUCAUUUCAAAUCCUCCAAUUCGGACUGGACUAGAUUUCAAGUCCUCGCAUUUUGAUCCAGUCAUUUCGAUCCAGUCCUCGUCUUCUCCUCGGACUUGAUCAAAUUAAUUGCGCGAACUUGAAAUCUAGUCCAGUCCUCAUAGUCGGAUUUGAAAUAUUACAUGCAGCACUAUGAUUGUCGGUUUUGACCGUAUUUUUCAUUGCCUUUAUUUCAGCCAUGCACAGACGUUUUCUGGGUCCCACUCUUCUCAGAAACAUUCGCUACUCAUCUGUGGCAGGUAAAGAAACCAAGCAACCUUUAUUUUUAUAUGGAAACUAUAUCAACUGUCUAAACUGUUUUUCCUAAACGUUCGGCAAAGGAAAUCUCUUAUUGAUCCGGUGUAAAGGUUAAAGCUUCCCGGAUAAGUUUCCUUCACAAGUUUACCUUCUCAUGUUUACCUUCUCAUGUUUACGAUCAACAAGUUUUCCUUGACAAGCUUUCCCUUGAGAACUUUUGUUGCUCCUGUGCAAGGAAUGUUGUUAAACAUUUCUCUCACUUCAAGGCCACAUUUUGUUUGCCCCAACCAUGUAUUUCUCGUACACUUGUCAUGUUCUCCUUGGCGGCCGUACACACGAACAAAUUUUCCUUGUCCAAAAGCUAGAAUGUCAAGCUUUGGAACAAGGCUCGUUGGCAAGGAAAAGAUGUCAAUUUUUGCCGUGCACACGAGCAAAUAGAACUUGUCAAGGAAGUCUGUACGGAGCUUAAUCACUUAUUUCUCCAGUGUUUCUACACGAGGCAAAUCAGAGUACUCGGAGGAAACCUGUGGCGUUUGAUUGAGUCGAACUGGAAGCAUUCUUCUCUCGACUGAGGUAGAAUUGAAAUCAGGCCACAGCGGUUUUCGGAAACUGAACUCCGGCCAACUCUUGGUACACAGAAAAACUCGCUGGUUUAGGCAUGUUUACUGAAUUUAUAUUUUUAUCUACCCAAAUACAGGAAUGCGAACAUUUUGGCGAGUGGUCUGGCGGUGGGCACAAGGUAAGCUGCGAAUCCAGGAUUUAUGCCAUGAACAAAUAGCCGUUCAUAUUUUGGUUGCAUCUAAUUAAGUGCAGAUACGUAGCUUACAUGCAUGCGGAUGGGGUAGUCUACCGGUUAUGGGAAGGGGGCCGGUUAGUUAGUUAGGGAGAUGGGGCAAUGUUAGGGUGGGGGUAUACCCUAGGGUUAGUGGUAGGCUUGUACCUAACCUAGACUUGUGCCUAAUCUGUGUUUAUGUAUCCUGCAGGAUUCUCGUAUUUCUGGUGGUUACGAGAAUGUCCCCACUGUCGAUAUCCAUAUGAAACAGGUAGGCUAAGCUAACUUUGUUCAAUUCUAUAUACUAGAGAAAGAGACCUGUAACUUCGGAAUUUUUAUUUAAAGACUGUCAAGCGCAUAUUUUGACAUUGAUCUUGGUGCUGUUUGGACUAUGGAGGUAGCAUCGCUCCAUGGCUCUCUAACUCCCUGCGUGCUAUACUCAUUCCUAGCCAUCUUUCAUACGACGUAAUUUUAUCACCAGAGUUAUCACUUUUCUUAGAUUGGAUUUGAACCACAAUGGAUGCAUUUCUUGAAGACAUAUGUGGCUCCCAUUGCAAAUCACAUAUUUACUGGAUAUUAUUCUGAGGUAAGGUUCUAUCUAAAAUAUAUAUUUAGGUCCAGUAAGCUCCACUAAGAACCACCAUUUAUCGAUCGAGUGUUACCAAAAGAUAAAACUGACUAAUCAAACAAAAUUUAUAGUCCAUAGAUCUAUCAGUACUGAAUUGACCUCGAUAUAGGCCUAGCUAGAGAUCCAACAUGGGCCAUACAUUGUUUAUUGAUCCAGUAUUACUACAGAAGGAAACCUAAACUAAACUAACUUUAAUUAUACUGGAUAGCUCUACCAGUUCUAAACUGUUCUCUCUAGAGGUCAAGUAAGAGUCACCACUUAUUGUUCCAGUGUUACUACAGAAGAAACCUAAACUACACUAACUUUAUAUAUACUGUACUGGAUAGCUCUAUCAGUUCUAACUGUUCUCUCUAGAGGUCCAGUAAGAGUCACCACUUAUUGUUCCAGUGUUACUACAGAAGAAACCUAAACUACACUAACUUUAUAUAUACUGUACUGAAUAGCUCUAUCAUUUCCAAACUGUUCUCCUAGAGGUAGAGGUACUGUAUGCGAGUGCCUUCAGUUAUUUUGUGUUUUUGUUCUAGUCACGAGCAUUCAUGAACUUUGUGGUAAAAUAUCAUCCUUCCAAACAAUAUUUCCUUCGUCCUCACCAUGACUCAUCCACCUAUACUAUCAAUGUGGCGCUCAAUAGACGAGGAGUUGACUAUGAGGUAGGAUUCACUAUUGCAAUUCUUGUUCAUCAGGGGCGGAUUUAGACUCAUCUGCAAGGAGGGGUGCAGGUUUUCCAUGGGGUGGUGCAUGAGGGAGCCUUACUGCCCACUCUCCUCUGCAGUCUGUACCUGACCGAAUCUGCAUGCUCGCCGUUCUGUGACGUUUUACAUUAUCUUUUGUUUAUAAAGUUUAUAUCGGCUUUUUAUUACGUAUGCGUGACUGGACAGUUAUUGUAUCACAGUACAGUAUGUUUGCUUGUUAAAGUACAGUAAAAAAUAUGGCUGUACAACAACCUCGUUUACAUAUUUAACCAUGAUAUUUAAAUAAAGCAUUCUGCAUGUAUAUUUUCUCGUAAGCUCACAACUCAAUUAAAUCGUUUCAAGAAAUCAACACGCGCUAGCAGUGGAAGUUCCGCUAAUAGCUAUUCGAAAAUCAGAAAAUGUAUGGUCAAGCAGAUAUUUUGGGGGUGGUGAUGGACUUCUCUAGAGAGGUACUAGACAACACUAGGUGGGGUGAACCCCCCUUGCACCUCCCCCCCCCCCUUGCACCCCACGGUAGAUUCGCCCCUGUAUCAUAAUAACACUAAUCUAUUAUUGUUUAUUCCAGGGUGGCGGUGCUCGUUUCACGCGAUACGACUGCGCCGUGCAAGAUACAAAGGUGGGCUGGGCACUCAUGCAUCCGGGUCGUCUCACUCAUCAACACGAGGGACUUCCUACCACUAAUGGUACACGAUAUAUCAUGAUAUCCUUCAUUGAUCCUUGAAAACCCCAUUCGUCGCAUAAAAACGAGAGGGAAUAGAAAGUAUAUGUGUAUUUUAUUCGACCAUUGAAAGGGAACGAUUUUAUAGUGUUCAGAUUAGGCGCGUAAACUUUUUUAUGACGGAAUAAAUAACACGGGCGAUAUCUGUAACCUACACACGUAAAAGUGCACAAACUGUUGCAAGGCUGCAUCAAACUUGCUCUCAUGCUCUGACAUUUUCCAGCAAGAAGACACCAGGGGCCAGUUGUUCAAAGCUGGGUUAGCUUAACCCUAGGUUAACCUAAAAUUCAAAGCUAACUUCCUGACAGCUUGUCUAUAAAUUUGGAGAUAUUUCUUCAGAGAUCUUGUCUGGAUCGAUAGGAGUUUACUUCUCUGAAGUUUUGAAAUAAACAGACGUGCAGAAAUACACAAACUAAAACAGCAGGUUAAAUUUUAACCCAGGGUUAGCGCGCGCUAAACCACCUUUGAACAUCCGGCCCCAAGUUGUGUUCACAUUGCUUGUACCCAGUUUGCUAAUAUAUACAGUAUGAGCGACCGUGUUAAUGUAUCAGUUAUACAAACUCGAACAGAGGGUGAGAAGUUGUACUGCAUGUAUGUCUGAUACAACACGGACACAAAUGCUGUAUAGGAUUGUGAAGGAUUUCAACAGAUUAUUCAAAAAUAAGUGAUCUUAACUGAGAGUCUGAGAAAAUCGAGGGGAAAGUUAAUGCAAAUCAAGAGAAAUAAUUUUGUAUACCUCAUUAAACAUUGAUUUCUUUUGAAUUUUCCUCGUGAAUUAUUAAUGAGUUUUACAAAAGUUAUUACAGGCAUGCAACAGACUUGUUACAAGGUUGUUUGAACAAGCUGAUAUAUAGUUAUGUUCGCAUUGUUGUUCCCAGCUUGUUGAGAAACUGUUACAGGUUUGUUACAGACUAGUUUCAAGGUUUUAUACCAAAUUGUGUUCGCAAUGCUUGUUUUGUUACAGGCGUGAAAUAAACUUGUGCUACUAUGUGCAACCGAUUGUUGCAACUUUGUUACAAAGUUGUUUCAAGAAAUUAACAUCAGCUAAAGGCCUCUUUUACGUGUGUAAUUAAUAAUGUCCGAAAUGCCUUAUAUAUAAAACCUGAGGACAGUAUCGACUUAUCGACUGUCUCCAGUAAAUUAACUAUAAAGCUGCUUAUGCUAAGGUGCUUUUUUUAGAUAAUGCCGCAUUUUUAUAUCCCCUGAAGCAAUCUUAAAAUUUAUCAAAUAUUUAUAUAGUAUUUUUAUACAUAGAAAUUGUAUUCUUUAAAGUAAAUAAUAAAAUUAUAUCAGCGUUAUUAAAAU